Messenger RNA from Colletotrichum fioriniae, 1431 nucleotides. RefSeq lists its product as uncharacterized. Gene Ontology annotation, cellular component: membrane. NCBI's taxonomy places the organism in Eukaryota, Fungi, Ascomycota, Sordariomycetes, Glomerellales, Glomerellaceae. The record is from RefSeq and is a predicted model, not a curated record. Gene Ontology annotation, biological process: transmembrane transport. Gene Ontology annotation, molecular function: transmembrane transporter activity.
AUGGCCGACGCGAAGGACAUUCCGACCAGAACGAUCCACUUGCCUGGCGGCGGCGGGGCCAGCAAAGACGGCCUGACAUUUGCUCGACGUGGUGAGCAAAUCGACGAAUUGACCAGCGGAGAUGUUUCUGGCUUUGAUGCCGAGAGAAUGAGAGCCAGGUCUCUUCUCACAGCUGAUGAGGAGAAGAAGCUCAUGCGACGUGUUGACCUGAGGAUAAUGACGAUAUGCUCUCUGCUCUUUCUGAUGAAGAACAUCGACUCUGACAAUAUUUCGAAUGCGAGGAUCAUGAACAAAGGAACACCAAGAAACAUUAUGACGCAGCUUAAUAUGACUUCCGACGAAUACAACCUUUUGACGGUGUUAUACUACGUACCCUACAUUGUUCUGGAAGCGCCAUCAAAUCUUCUGUUAAAGCGACUCAGACCGAGCGCUUGGCAAUCGAGGGUAAUGGUUUCCUGGGGCAUUGCGCUUCUCUGCCACGUUCCCGUCACCAACAAAGGCGGUAUCUACGCUACUCGAUUCCUCCUUGGUGCAUUCGAAGCAGGAAUGUUCCCAGGGGUUAUCCUUCAGAUGACCUAUUGGUACAGACCGGACGAAAUGUCAAUUCGCCUGCUUUAUUUUUUCCCUCCCACCGCGAAGUGGCUGUCUGAAAAAGAGAAAGCUUUCAUCCAAGCACGACUUCCACCCAAUGCUCCAAGAGCUGAGGAGAUGAACUUCAACUUCAGCGAAAUUGUGGACUCUCUUAAAGAUCGACGUCUAUGGCUCUUCACUCUCAUUUGGGCCACGUUCACUGUUGGCACAUCUGGUGUCCGUUUCUAUCAGCCAACGGUCAUUGCCAAUCUCGGGUUUACGACCAUCGCCCGAGCUCAGUUACUCAACCUGCCGAUCUCGCUCUUGUCCAUCUUUGUCAUCGGAGUAACGGGCUUUUUCGCUGACAAAGGAACCGUGCCGCGACCUCUCUAUCCCUUGGGCGUUUUCGCUGUCGUAAUCGCGUGUUACGGAGUGUUGGUCGCCUAUCCUUCCAAUGGCGCCGUCUAUGCCGCAACGCUCGUCGGCAACGCCUUUACGUCCGCCUUCUUCCCUCUCAUGUGGCCUUGGCGCGUGCAGACAACUUCGCGAGCCACAGGGUCAGCCUUCAGCAUCGGGUUUGUCAACAGCUACGGUCAAAUAGGAGGUGCUAUUGGCCCUCAGAUCUUCAGGUCAAAGUAUGCACCGCGGUAUCAGACAAGUUUUGCAGUAGCGAUGGCUCUGGUUGGAUGCUGUGCCAUUGUCACGCUGAUUACGUGGUGGGCUACGAGAAAGACAGAGUCCGACACUCGGCGUCUGAAAAGAGCCAGAGUGCGUGCUGAGAGGGAUGGCCUGGCUGUGUUGAAUGAUGUGGUGGAUCAGGAUCUGAAUAAAAAGCGAUCUGACGACGAAGAAAGCGCCUAG